Messenger RNA from Colossoma macropomum (tambaqui), 2632 nucleotides. RefSeq names its product glycolipid transfer protein domain containing 2 (gene gltpd2). Gene Ontology annotation, cellular component: membrane; cytoplasm; cytosol. Gene Ontology annotation, biological process: intermembrane lipid transfer; ceramide transport. Gene Ontology annotation, molecular function: ceramide 1-phosphate transfer activity; ceramide 1-phosphate binding. The record is from RefSeq and is a predicted model, not a curated record. The coding region runs from base 550 to 1521 and encodes 323 amino acids. The transcript is spliced from 5 exons. Lineage: Eukaryota; Metazoa; Chordata; Actinopteri; Characiformes; Serrasalmidae.
UAGAAAAAGAGAGAGAGAGGGAAAGAGGCAGAGACAGAGAGAGACAGACAGACAGAGAGAGAAUCAGAGAAAAGGGAAUUCCCAGUGUGCUCUACUGCUGUGAAGAGAGGAAAAGAGGACAGAAACAGGGAAAGAAACACAUUAAUGUUAAUUAAUAUCAGCAUCAAACAGGACAUCACAGUGACGGGUCAGAGCUGCUCAUCUAGCCCCAGCUGUGGGCUUUACGGCUUUCUGACAAGGGCGGGCCAAAAGAACAAAAGAAAGAAAAGAGAAGAACAAACAGAAAGAGAGAGACACAGGUACCUGCCUACUUCUGGAGGGGCCAAAGGUCAAGAUGCCUAAGCAGAAUGGACAGAAGAGCAGAGUUGCCUGAUCACUGAGGAGGAAAUGUGAGAAACGGGGCAAGAGAGAGAGAGAGAGAGAGAGAGAGAGGGAAGGGAGAGUGAGAGAAAGAGGGAGAAAGAAGGAGAGAAAGAGAAGGAGUGAGAGAGAGAUAGAGAGGAAAAGAUUUUUGAAGAAGAACAGAGUGAAGAAAGACAGAAGAGCAUUAUGGGAGUAAAGGGCAGGGCGGCCUUCGCCAUCAUCUUCAUCAUCGUCUUCAUCUGCUCUUUGUGGCUCCAUAACAAUGUGAGAAGGAGUGGGAUUAGACUGCUUAACAAGGAUGGUGGUUUGGAGAACUGGGACUACUGCCUGAAGGUUUAUAUUCAGAAUCAACAGUCCCCCAGUCUGUAUGGGAACAACGUCUCAGAAGAGGACAUGGCUCCGUUGGGCUUGUGUCCGGGGCAGAAAUUCCAGGUUGGUGUUUUGCUGAUGCACCUGCAGGCCGCACCUGUCUCAACCGAUGACGUGUUGCUGGAGCCUUACCUGGCCAGCUGGGACGAGCUUAUCAAGUUCAUGGAUUCAUUGGGCCCAUUGGUGGGUUUCAUCUCCCAAGAAAUUGAGGCCAAAACUUCCAUCAUCCGUGAACUUGCCCAAAAAGAGGCAGAAUUAAAAGGGCAAGCGCAAGACAAGGAGGCAACAGCAGAAGAACAAGUUUCAGGCACCUCCAUAUCAAAGGGUGAACCAACUCAUCCCUCAGCUGGAGUGGUAGGAAGGGCUUAUACAUCUGUGCACUCCAUGAUCAAAGAGGAGCUGGCCCAGGGUCUUGUGGACUUCACCCAGCCUCAGGCCUCAGGCUGCAGGACCUUGCUGCGGUUGCAUCGUGCCCUGCUCUGGCUGCAGCUCUUCUUGAGCAGCCUUGCUGAGGAGCAGUCAGAGGCUGGACGAGCCCGGAGCCCUUCUGAACUCUGCCGGGACGCCUACCGUGUGACCCUGGCCCAGCACCACACGUGGUGGGUGAGGAAAGCAGCAGAGAUAGCCUUCGUGGCCAUGCCUGACAGAGCCUUCUUCUACAGGCUGGUGUGCGUGGACACGCAGAAGGAGGCCGCGGCCAUCCUCAACCGUGUGGUCAGGGCCAUACAGAAGGUGUACAACCGAACUCAAAUAGCACUAGAGGAGCACGGCAUGCUGGAGUUACCAUAACCUUAAGUGUGCAGGUGAUGUGGACAUGCUAUUGAUACCAUCAGGAAAUAGAGCAUGCAAGUGGUACUGCAAGCACAUUCAUCAUGCUAACGAUACGAUUCAGCAUGCUAGUUGUACCAAGAACAUCGUGCAUGAUACUCCAUGGAUAUUUUAGUGAUACCAUAAGGAAAAGACAUGCUAAUGAUGCUAAAAGGAAAUAUACCAUGCCAGUAUUACCAUUAGAAAACCUCAGCAUGGUGGUGAUACCAUAAGGAAAUACAGCAGGCUAGCAACACCAGAAGGACACAUAGCAUACUAGUCAUACCAUAAGAGCAUAUGCCAUAGUGAUAUGGGAAGGAAGCACACUAAUGACACCAGAAGGACACGCGGCAUGCUACUCAUACCACAUGGACAUAUGUUAGGCUGGUGAUAACAUCAGAGAAUACAGCAUGCAAGUAAGGCAUGCUACCUACACAACGCUUUUUAGUGAAACUACAAUGAAGCAGCAUGUUAAUAGCACUAGAAGGACAAAAGCCAUGCUGGUGAAGAAAAAGUUUGCAGUGUUGAUGAUAACCUAACCUACGCACGCUAUGCCGAUCAAAACACAAGGAGUCACAGCUUACUAACGAAACAGUAUUUAUGGCUCCUUCUUAUAUAAUUGACUCUUUUAUUUUGUCCUGUGUACAUUAAGCCACGUAACCAUUACAGUUGGACUUUGUUAUACUGUUUUAGAGGCACUGCAGUGUCCUCUUCUUGGGUCCCAAAGGAAUCUGCACCUUGUGUAAAAUUAUUGGGCAUCAAGAGAGGAGAAAAUGAAUUCUCUAGCUGUUCAGAUCACAAUAACAGCAGGUUAAUAAAAAUAGUGGCACAAGCAGCCAUUUUUGCAGUUGUUACCAUAAGCUGGUUAGUUAAGCCAGCUGGUUACAGAAACACUAACUACAAGGAACUACCAACUUUGCAUAAAGUUGAUCAGGAAGCUCUCCUUUUCAAUCACCUAAUAAACCAUCUUCUGACCUUCUUUCUUGUUUAUUUAAUAUUCUAUCCCUUGAUGUGGUGAAAUCAAUUGUUUGGACAUAUGUCAUGUGACAUGAUUACGUCAUAUUAAAUGCAACUGUUUUCCUGCUUUACAUUA